AGGAAGAGACCUGCCCGGAACGAUGACAUUGGCGAGGAUUUAUAUGAAAAUGUAGUUUCCAUCUUCAAUUACCCAGGCAUAGGUAAAGGUGCUACGACACAACGAUACAUCCUGGGUGGGGAAUUGCAAAUUGCGCAUACUUAUAUCCUCAUGAAUUGUCCAGAAAUCUCACCGUUUUAUCAGUAAGUUAAAUUUGUAGUUAUAAUUGUAAUACUUAUAAAUUAAAUUUGUAGUUAAUUUAUAGUUUUUUUUAUUUUUUAUUUUUGACUUCACAGUGAAUUCCGAGCUUCUUUAUCAGCCUUUCCUGAGAAUGAAAAUUGAUGCGUUGGUGGACUCUGAUUUUGUAAAUUGGUACAAGUAUCAGAUCAACAAUCGUGGGAUUGUCGACCCUUUGUUAGUAUCAUUAGCGUGGGGCCCAGGUACCAGUGCCAAAGUGUGGCGGCAAUAUGUGAUAAACGGUUACACAUAUCACACAGCCGAUUACGGACAGGGCCGACCAACAACGAACAACGGGUUAUGUGUCCCGACCAUCGGUUAUGAUAACUCGGAAACCAAUUUUUUUGGUGUCCUGCAGGAGAUUCUGGAACUUGAGAUGCCUUCUAGUGCGCAAAAAAUGACAUGUGUUCUGUUCCGCUGCACAUGGGUCGAUCCCACACGUGGCGUGCGAAAAAAUCCGAAGUAUAAUAUGAUUGACGUCAACCUCUCUCGUGUGUACCCGAAAAAUGAGCCUUUCAUACUCGCCCAACAAGCAGCGCAGAUUUAUUAUGCAGAAUAUCCUACAACAAGGCGAACCCAGAAUCCUUGGGUGUGUGCAUGUCCUGUCCGUCCGAACAAAAUUAAAUCACAAACUCAACACAAGGACGUUGAUCUAGAUGCUUUUCAGCAACAAUUUUUCCAACCUCUGCCUAUUGUUGAGACGGUCAACUAUAACGUCCAAUUAAGUGAUCCAAAUGGCGGACGUGUUGAAGUCAUGCCAGAAACGCACCUUC
Messenger RNA from Cuscuta epithymum, 989 nucleotides. The record is from the annotation of a GenBank genome assembly. NCBI's taxonomy places the organism in Eukaryota, Viridiplantae, Streptophyta, Magnoliopsida, Solanales, Convolvulaceae.